CCUGGCUACCAUGCAUUCGGUACCAGCAACCGGAACGACUCGCGUCUAGUAGCCGUUGCACCGCGUUGCCAUCGUUUUCGUUCGCGUACCGCGCGCUAGCGGCUUCUCAUUACACAUUGACGCCAGUUUAAUUGUGGAGUUAGAAGUUUAUGACAGACAGCGCGUAAAAAGGGGCUGCGCAAUGUAAGAGCCAAGCCCUGGUAGGCGGUCGUGCGGGGGAAGGGAAGGGAAUGGAAGGAAACCGAGGGCGCAUGGAAAAAAGGCCCAUCCCUUCCCUUGUUUCGGCUCGACGCGUGUUUCGUGUUCCGUUGUGUUUGCCGUUGAAACGCGCGAGUGCUAGAGGGGUGCUUGCUUCGACCGUCGCCACCAACGCCAAACCGCGUAGUGCAGAUCUCGUUAACACAGCAGGCCUCGGUGUGUGUGCUUGGCAUGCCUUAGCAUGGCCUGCCGCGUGAUGGAAUGUAUGAGCGUGCCCUCGCAGUGUCCGUUUUGAAUGGAAGUUCCUCGCGAAGCACGAUCGGGCAAAGGACAUUCCGUGCUGCAUCAGAUCAUCACAAACGGGUGGCCGUAUGCGUUACUGCAGGGAAAAUGCUUAUGAAAAUGGGUGAGGAGAGUGCAACUGCACGACAGACUGCCCGAGGCAAACACCAACACAACCAACACCGGGGCGUUGCUGCAUCGCUGAGAGUGCAACCGGAAGGCGUUUGUAAAGUCCAAAAAGAAAAAAAAACACUAGCGUGGAAAAUCAUGUUAAGCAUACUAGACGAGACGGGCACGAAACAGUGAACCAAAUCCGGCUGCAACCAAAUUGGUCACGUACAGGGUGUUGCGUUGUUGUUGUUGUUGUUACUGGACCGACCUCCAGCUCGUCCUCGUGAACGACUGCGACUCAAAAGUGAAAACACAUUGUUCCAAGGAUUGGCGCCCAUUUGCGGCACUUUUAGCUCUUUGCACCCCCGGCUCGAGAGGGGGAGGCAAAAAUCACUUACAACGUGGUGAACAGCAUCCUGCACCAACAGCAAAGAUGGGCGAUGAUGUCAUAUGCAUCGAAUCGGACGAGGAUGACGAGGAAGCAGAUGACGAAGCGGGCUCGUCGCGUGCACCUCGCACACCACGUGGCGUACGUGGUGGUGGCAAGAGGGAACGGCAGCAGAACCGUUCGGCAUCGACGGGUGGUGGAUACUGGCGACAACGGCGCAUCGCACGAGCUGCAAGGCGAAAGCGUGACCUUAACGGUGGCGGCAUCGGAGAGCAAUCCACCGUAGCAUGGCUUCAGGGGGAGCUGCAGCGAUUGCGCUGCGCCGGUCCACGGAAAUCCGACCCCCAGUCCGUCCGGUGUGCGCUGGCCUGUCAAGUGGUUCACCGAGUCCGGGAGCUUGUGCAGGAGUUUCAAUGUCGCACUGUCGCCGCUGGUACUGGUUCCACUUCAGCUGCCAUUGAUAGCUGCCGGCCCUCGACGGAGCGAACGAAAUGCUGGCGACACGUGCUUCAGUUUCUAUUGCGUACCAGCGAUACUGGACCGUACCGGAAGUUUGACCCAACGAUCGGCAGUCUGCAUCGCUGGCAGCAGCAGCAGCAGCAGCAGCACCAACAGCAGGACAUAUGCGACGAUCAAGCAUCAAACAGUACAGUGAAGGAAGAGGAGCAGGUUCGGUGCGAACAUCGUCGCUACCAGCUGACAGUGAUCGAUAUACUGGUGGACUACAUCCGCUUCCGGUGUGAGGAGAUGGUGGCACAGGUGGCGACGGUGGCAACGGUGGCCGCGACAACGGCUACUCAACCCUCAACAUCCGCUUCAGCGCGCCUCCUGCUAGCCGAAUGCAAUCGGAUCGUUAGCGCGCUGUUUGUAAUCUUCGACGGUGACAUGGAACCGGUAACGCUGACCCUGCUCCACCUCGACACCACCGAUCGACGCUACACCCUGCUCCUCUAUCCACUGUUCGAGAGCAUCCUCCGGCAUCCUGGUGCCAGUGGCCUGGCCACCAUCAAAGCAACGGAACAGCAAACGGGCGAUGGUGGAAGAACCGCCAGCGCCAGGAGUUGGAUCAGCUGCCCGACCAUCCCGUGCUACGUACGGGUGUUGCUGUGUUUUCAGCGCUGGAAAGCGCUUGUCAGCAGCCGUGCGGACCGAGCUGUCAUCGAGGGAUACGCGGUCCAGCUUAUGCCGGCCCGAUGCCCAACCGUUCAGCUGACAGCUGACGUUGCAUUUCUGCGGCUGCUACCAGCCGUCCCAGCCGUGCAGCGGACCAGUGAAACACGUUUUUUGCUGGCGAGCGAAGGUCUGUUCGAGCUGGACCAGUGCAUCGGCCAGUACAUGAACCAUUAUCGAUGGACCUUCUGCAAAGGAGGAGGCGGAGGAGGAGGAGAUGGUUCCGUUCCAUCACCAUCAUUGGCCACCAUCAGCGAUGUGCCAUCAUCGCCGUUCCGGCUGAGCAAACACCGAAACCCGGCGGAGAAUGAAAGUAAUUACAUCAACGUGCGGCUGCUGGCCGAGCUGAUCGAACGGAAGUCAGGGCUCUGGUGUGCCGAGCAUGAACGUGGCCAGCGUGAACAGGAAGUGGAUUCGCUCGUCAACGCUGUGCGAUUGAUAUUUCGCAAUCGGGUCGAGUUCUGUGAGCUGACGUUGCUGCAGAUACCACGACUAGGCCGCCAACCGGUGAUGGCCGGUGUUUUUGAAGCAUUGCUAACACCUCAAACGGCGCAUUCUAGCCCAGAAACAGCCACUGGCCGGUCCAUCUACCGAUGGAACGAUGUCGAAACGUACGGACGGUUGAUGUUGUGUUAUGCCAAAUGGAAGACCCUCUACCGGUGGCUGGAGGAUGAUGGGGAACUGACCAGAGAGUGGGCACGGAUCGAUGCCAUUGCACUGUCCCAGCUACCGAAUGAUUUUCCUCGAUCGAUCUGCCCGAGGGAUGUGCUAUUGAGACGGAUUCUACGACCGAAGGACGGUGACGCUGGUUUGUUGUCGAUGAGCCAGCGGCAACGCCAGUCCACAACACCAACCCGAUUCUUCCUGCAGACGUUACCGGAGCGAGCUGAUUUGCAAGAGCUGUGCUACAAGUUUCUGGAUGCAUCGCGCUGUCAUCCCGAUGGUACGUCACCGAUGGUGGAGUUGAGGGAACGACACGAUACACACCUGCCAUCGCAGACAAGCAUCGCAUACCAAUCGCUGGAAAGCAUCAUCGGCAGCAGCAGCAGCAACCAUCGUGCCGGUUCAAGCGCAACAUCUCUCGCUGCAUCCGCAUGGCCUACCUUGCAGCCGCGAAACUCCACCAUCGUCGACGCUGAACUGACGCGAACGGAAAUGAAACCGAUUAUUAUUCCGGACAGUGGCACCGAUGGUCGAGGAUCCGCGCUGCCGUUGUCAGUAUCCGGCAACACCGCCGAACAUCUCCUCGUUCAUCUGCCGUUCGGCAGUGCAAAGUCAACGUUGGUGUGCGAACCAACAACGCACCACAACACCUACCACCAGUCCAUCACCACUGGUCCUGCGCCGGAGGUCCAAACACCGAAAUCAUUCGUGGUGUACGACGCUACACAACCCACAUCCGGUUGCGGUGACGAGCCUCCAGGGAAUUCAGGCCAGCUUUCGGCCAGCAUCAUCACGGUACUGGACGGUGAUGGUGCACUCGCUCUCGGACCGGAGUUGGCGGAAUGUUUUCUCAACACACCACCUGCCACGCCACAGCAGCAGCACCAGCACCAGCAGCAGCAGCAGCAGGAGGUGUUGCCAAGCGAAUUAUUGGUGGUUGAAGAGGACCGAAACCGGAAUGUAGCUCCGGAGCAGCAUGCACAGACUGGAUGUCGGUUAGCGCGGUUGAAGGGCACUCUCGAAGCGAUACCAUCGCGAAGGAGAAGGUCCCAGCGACCGCCAGCAGCGACGGCACUGACCGCUAGGCGUCCCCUUGGCAAGAGACGAGCACGCCGUGGAAGAGGACAACGUCGAUCGAAGCAAGCUGUCCACCAGUGGCCAUCGAUAAUGAGGAUCGGAUGCAUCCCCACCACCGAGAUGACACUAUCCGGAACAGACGCAACGCGUGAAGAUCGAUCGAAGGACGAGCUGCUGCUCGAGCUAAUAGGCGGUCUGGAGGAAGAAGAGACCGUCGGGCAACAGCCAGACAUCGAUUUUACCAUCCUGGCGGACGGCGAAACGGUGGAGCACCUGGCGCCUCCAUCGACGCUCAUCGACACUUCGGCGUCCAUCUUUGGAACAGAGGGACAAAGCGAUGCUCCGUACGUUCUGCUGUUUACCGAACCGGACGGACCGUUUUGCUGGCCCGUGAGCCAGUAGCCCAGUCCGCCGAAUCUGCCAAAAAUUCGCCUUCGGUUCGGUUCGCCUACCAGGCGCCUCCAUUAUCGGUUGUCUUGCAAAAACGAAACAACCAGCUCAUCAGGCUUUCACCGGCUGGCUGUGGUCAAUUGGUUGGCUUUUCAUUGUCCGUGGUGGCCGUGGUCGGCGUUGGAAUGUAAAAGCCAAAACACACACGUGCUACCCUUUCAAAGUCCUGGUCGACAUCAAAUUUGUAGUCAGAUAAGGGUAUUUGAACAGGUAAACCAAUCCAUUUCAUUCCCUGCAGUUCAUGUGUAUAUCGUCAUCAUCAUCAUCAUUGUCGUCGUCGUCGUCGUUGUUGUUAUUGCUGUUGUGCUGCUGCAGUUCUUUUCGUGCGCAAACGUCUCUCGAUCUCCCUCCUAAUGGGUGCGAGUUCUUUUACCAUGGCCUCGGUGUUAUCGGUAUACUAAUCCCCAAGUAUUUAAAACAAAAAAAAAACAAUCUUCUCUCUAACCACGUGUGCAUGACGUUUGCCUUACGCUAAUUUUAAGAGUCUGUCGCAGAGACAGAUGAUGAAGAUGUUGAAGUUCAAUUCAAUGACGACGAACCAGGACCAGUGGGAUGAUACCAGUAAGAUAGAAGCUAUUCGUAUUUGGUUCGAUCUCGGCAUAAAUACUUAUAAGGAUUUCACUUUUGCAACUGUGUAUACUAAUCGGUGUUUAAAGUAUUCGUUCUCUUAUAUAGGACCAAGCCCAACUUACUGAGCUUAGGAAGCGAAGGUGUUUCUCUUGCAAGUACCGUCUAGUAACAGCAACAGCCAAUCAUUUGCCGACAAUCGUUCCACGUUUAGUUUUUACAAGAAAGCAAGCCAACCAAACGACUUGAGUAAAUGCAGAAGCACAACGGAAAGGAAAAAUAUAGAAAGCUUUAGAAGCUGAUUAUGUUUUAAGAGCAUAGGAAGCAACAAACACCAAUUUCUGGUCACUCAUUUAAUACAGAAAAAAAUCAUAUAAACACAAAAACCUUCAAAACGGCUUACGUACGUCUUGUUCCCCCCGGGUCUAGGACUUUCUACGUGAUUCACAACAACGAAAUUAUUCCCAUUUUUUUGUGUGAUUUUCGCGAUGAAAGUGAAAGCAGAGAAAUGCUGUAAAUGUGCAGGAGCGCACGCGCUCACCUCGUGGUUGUGGUGCGUCAUUGCAAACGGCUUGGGACACCCUUUGUAAUCAUAUUCCAUCAAGCCCCAAAACCAUGUUAUCACCGCUCAUGCCUUCAAAACCGCCACCCAUUCACCUAAAGUAAAAACAAAAAAGCAAGGGGCCACGUGCCCCGUACGCCUCUUCCCAUUUUUUCCGGUGGUGCCGAAUGGCGACGGUUUUUUGGUCACGGUCACGAAUUUAUCGGUUUCGAAGAAGAAGCAGCUUCCUGUGGAAGCCAGGAGCGGAAAAAGAAGCGGUGGUAGAAGUGGAAUGAAUAAAGACGAACAACUACACUUUCAUCACACAAACAUACAUACAUACGCACACACAUACACAAGAAAAAAAACAAUUUGAAACCAAACAAACUAUGAUCACGGGAUGAAGCGUUUUCUCCACAGACAGUGAAACUGGCUAGCUGGGAACCAAAGAAGCACUGUAUCAGUACAACAAAGCUUGACGGGCAACGAGACACAAACCGGAAGCAUAAGCCAGCAUUCAGUCAGCAGGGACCCUCUUCCUCCUACCCCCCGCACGAAAAAGGUGCCCUGCUGACUCCAUUGUGAGCACCGGAAACUCGGAACCCCGGCAACAAUCAACUCGUAAGCAACGCGCAAAAGCAAAAGCAAAAUGGUUGAAAACCAAACCCAACUCGCCCCUUUUAGUCGUUAAGUGAUCGGAGUCGUAAGGAGCAGGAGCAGACAAUUGGUGCUAAGCAAGCAAGCACGGGUUAGGGAUUGAAGGUGGAAGUGGAAGUGUUACCGUAGAAUUAAGAAGUAUCGUCGGAACGUCACUUUGCCGCCGUGCUGGACUGUGACGAUAGUCCUUGUCACACGAAAGUGGCGGUGAAAUGUUCCGUCUAAACUCACACAAAAUCCACGUAUUUAUAGAAAUGAUAAGCAGCAUCCAGAGCACCCAAAAGCAUUGGGCAACAUAACUCCAUGAGCGAAGCCGCCGGUAACGGUGACCGGCCAUGUCUACUAUCAACCCAAUCAACAAUCAACUUAAAACAGUCAAUCUCGCAGGCAGGACAGGCAGGACAGGCAACAUGUUGCGAGCGCUGUAAAUAUGAAAGAAAGUUUCUUCACUAAACGCCCUCCCGUUUUCCUAUCGAUGGUUUCACAGCGAGCGCGUGCCGCUGUAGUGUUGGCAGGGCAGAAGGGGCUGCUGAUUGCGCUUAUAAAACUUGUAAAAAUAAAACGCGCAAUCUCCUCCCCCUCCUUCCGUGCGAUCUUCCGGCUGAGCUGGGCUGUAUUUUUGCAAUCAAUCAACCAACUAGUGCACUAAACCUUAUUGCCCCGCAAGUU
Molecule: messenger RNA, 6773 nt
Organism: Anopheles aquasalis
Lineage: Eukaryota; Metazoa; Arthropoda; Insecta; Diptera; Culicidae
Source: RefSeq, a predicted model, not a curated record